Molecule: messenger RNA, 5451 nt
Organism: Pelobates cultripes (western spadefoot toad)
Lineage: Eukaryota; Metazoa; Chordata; Amphibia; Anura; Pelobatidae
Source: the annotation of a GenBank genome assembly
AUGAAUCGGCCCACUUCCCCACAGGCCAUGUCCUUUGCUGCUCAUGUGGGGCAUGUUAACUACCCCAUGCACCACUACCAAAAACCUUCACUUGGUAGGACUGAAAGGUGCACCUCUACAAGCACCCUAUCUAGAGCUGAAAACUGCUCCCCUACAAAUACCAUAUCUUGCGCUGGAAGCAGCACCCCUACAAGUACUAUGUCACAGGCGUCCGCUGGAACAGUAGUAUCAGAUGUUGAGGUGAGUACUUACUAAUCCAAACUCAUGCACUGUUUUACUAUGUGGUUCCUUCACCCAACUGCAUGUUUGGACCACUUUGAUAAUUUUUUUUUAGGCUAGUAACAUUUACUUUUCAAAUUUCUCAUGUAAGAGAAAGCCUAAAUGUUGGAGAUACUUUAUUGCUUUAUUGUCAAAGUAUCAAUGGCUGUUUAGUGAAAAGUACAUUUUUUUUAAAGGACAUUACGGUAGAAAGUGGUGAAUAUGCAAAUAUUUGGUAUGCUUGGUUUAAUGUCUAAAUUAUAAUUUUAUUUAUAGUAAACAUAAAGUUAUAGUGAAUUGACAACUGAAAUAUGUAGGCCAACAUUUGGAAAAGGGGAAAAAAAUAUUUCAAAUAUUCUUAGUUAGAGAAUUUUUCAAGCUUGCCACUUUCAUCCAAUUUUUUUACUCCACUUUUCGAUUUAGUUCAACUCACUGUUUACUAAAUAAAUGUGUCUUUUUAUUUUAUUUGGAAUAUAGCUGUUGCAGGUAUGGCUGUAAUGAGGUUAUGGCUGUCCAUUAGGAUUUCCUUGUGAAGCCUUAAUAUUGUGGACAAUUGCAUAUUUUAUAUUGUCUUGUGAUACUUUUUUUGAACUAUUUUCUGCCAAAAUGAACUCAAAUCUGAGUUAAGGUCUACUUUAACUAUAAAUAAACAGUGGGAAAUUGUAGUUCAAGUAAGCCUUUUAUAUAAAGUCUAUUGCAAUCUCAGUGUAUAUGUAUCUAUGCUGGCCUCAAUGUCCCAUCCUCUAAUUGGAGCUUUUGUAUGGCAUAUAUAUACUUAUGCACUGAAACCACUUGUAAAUAACACAUUCAUAUCACAAACUAUGACUGUGGUUGAUGUUUUCCUGGAGAAUAAUUAAAAAUGUUUUCUUGAACCUCAAGUUUAACACUUGCUCUUUACAUUCACAGGAUCAAUCAAGCAUGACUGAGCUGAAAGAAUUUGCCCAAAAAGUGAAAAAGCGGAGGGAGUCAUUAAGGCUUACCCAGGAAAACGUUGGGGACGGACUAGGAGUUUUAUACAGUAAGAUCAGAUAUAAGAAGUUACUAAUAUAUCGAAUUUAAAAAAACAAAAGAAAGAUAUUUAUAUUUUCAGUUUGUAAAAAAAUUAAAACAAUGCACAAAUAAAAAUCAACUUUUAUAUUAAAGGGAAAAUCUGGUAUUUUUGAUACAGAAAGUAUAAUUAUCUAAAAUAUGUAUUAUUGAUAAAUUUGUAUAUAUAUGAAUGGAUAUCAUAUUCUAUACAUUUUGUUUGAUAAAUUUACUCUGAUCCUUUGAAAAAGCACAGAGAGGGCAUUUAAUGCAAAUGUAUUUCUUUUUCCAACAACACUUUGGAAUAAUGAAAUUCAGUGCGGAUGUUAUCCCUGAAUUUGAUGGCAUGCAGUAGCCUUUGAUUUCAGUCAUGAGCCCAACUCUUGGAAAUAUGAGAUAAUGCAAGGUCAAAGAUAGGAAACUCAUGGAAACAUGCACCGGGAUACAGUUUCAUUGUACCAAAGGAUCACGUUUGUGUAAAAUGCUCAUUGUAAACUUUUCAGGUUGCAGUUGCAAUGUCAGAGUGCUGUCAACAUAAAUAUAUAAAAAAAAACAUAAGUCAAUAAUGAACUAAAAAGGUAAUCAAAAAAAGCUCUUUCCAUAUUAAUAAUAAUAUUAACAUUAUUACUAUCUUAAUUGAUUUAGUUAUAAAUAAUAGAGUUUUGUUUAAAAUCAGAGCACCUGGACAUCACAUAACAGACAAACCAUCUACUUUGUUACAGAGAAAUCAUUUAGCCAAACAACAAUCUCCAGAUUUGAAGCUGUCCAACUGACCCUUACUAAUAUGCGGAAACUGAAACCAAUGCUGGAGAGAUUUUAUGAUGAAGUUGAAUCAAAUGAGGCUACUCGAGAAGUAAGUAAAACAUUUCUCAUUUCGGGAGCAUGUACAGGGACUUAUACUCUAAAGAUUGUGACAAAAGUACUCCUUUCCCUUGGUACCUUGUCCUGGGAUUGGGGUGUUACACACAGUCUUUUCAGGCUUUAGAGACACUUCACACGCUGGAUGAGGUAAACUGACUUGCUCUUUUAUUGAGGUUCCAAAAUAAAUGCACAGUAAGGUAUAAAGGUAACAAAAAUAUAUCAAACAAAAGCCUUGCUCUUCUGAGCACUAACUAAACAAAAUAAUCAGCUAACUGGGUUGGAUGGCUUGUCCAUUUCCCAACAUAAACAUAAACAUAAACAUAAACAUAAACAUAAACAUAAACAUAAACAUAAACAGCCUUACUGCUUCAGGGUUUUCAGCUCUCUGUUUCCACUCACAGAAACCAAACACAAUCUCCCUUCUUCCUUGGCAGGGGAGUACUUAAUAGCACUGGUAAUUGAUAAUCCUUUUCAGGUGAGUUAGAUUAGGAUUCAAACUCCAGAACUGGACUUCUCACCAAGCAACUUCCAAAAUGUGGAGUGGAGCACUGGCCCACCCUACUCUCCAGGUGCUCCACCCCAGGGCCCAAAUAUACACAUAUUUAAAGUGCAACAUUCAUUAGAACAUAACACAUUUCCCUGGGGCUAAUUACACAAAGUAAGAACCUUGCAAAAUCUGGGGAGGUAUAUAGGUUCCUUCCAGCACAAUUCCUUGCUUUCUGUCACAAGAUUUAUUUACAUCAAGUUGGUCAUUGUUGUUAAAAUUCCACAAUUAUCAUCAGUGGAAUUUUAUCAUACUAAAACAGCUAUAGCUUUGUAUCGCCCAGCAUUGGGAGGUAUGGAAUUGGGAAGCACGUAGAUGGUCCCUAGGGUCAUUGUCAGUGACUUGUGUCACUUGCGAUGCCCACAAUGGAUGAGUCUGCCUGCAAAAGGGAGUGGGUUGGCCAACUGAAGUGGUAUGUCAUCCUAGUAUAAAAAAAAAACAAAGCUGACUGACAGCAUCUAUGGUCGGCAGACCGAGAUCGGCAACUUUUGACAAUCCAGAUGGACUUCAUUCCCCAUGAUGCUUUGACAGAAUUUUGUCUGUAAGGAAUUAUGGAAGAUGUAGUCCACAACAUCUGUAGUACCAAAGGCUGCCUCUCCUUGUGGUAGACCAUGCAGAGAGUACUGCUGAAGCACACUCUGUAUGAUCCUAGCGGUUGCCACAUAGCUGAAGCACAUCAAACAUGUGUUCUCUCUGUGCUAGACAGGGUCAACCCCCUCUUCACAACUGCGCAGUAAACAUUAGUAAAUAAAUAACAAUUUUGAAUCACAAACUAUAACUGGGCCAGAUCAUUUUCAAGAGGAAAUGUAGCUGUUGUAAUAGAGACACUAUCAACAUGGAACAAAUCGGGACACUGGGAGAGGACCCCAAAGGAGGGACAGUCUAACCAAAAUUGGGACAUAUUGGAGGGCUGCAACCCUGCAUGUUCCUUUUCAGUUUUUGGAUUCAGGAUGAGUUCAUUGUUCAGUCUACGUGCUGUAGGCUUCAGCUCUAUGUAGAGCUGCAGAGAUCAGUGUUUAGCUUGAAGAGAGAUACUGAGUUCACAGUUAUAGGAAUAUAACCAUGAUUUCUUAACCACUAUUAUUAUUAAUAGCCUAUUAUUAUCAUCACUUAGGAUGUGUAUGGCAUGUCAAGGAGAAGCAUAUCUUAAUUUUGCAAAGUAGGAAAUGAACAUAUGGCUAGUGAUUUUAAUAAAUCACUGCUGAUAUAGUAGAUAUGAUAAAAGGAGGUAAUGAGCCCUCUGCAGUGUAAUCAAUGCACAGUGUGCAGGAAGCUAUGGUGCUUGGGGUACUAUUGUGUUAGGGCCCCUUUAACUCUGGGAAAUAUGCUCAUUACAAAUUGUGGAUUUUUUUCUUUUGAAACUUGUUAAUCUACUAGUCUGUAAAAAAAUUAAUUCUGUGAUUAACAUGUUAUUAUUUGCAUUUUUUUUUUAAACCCACUAGAUUGUUGACAGAGGAGGAAAACCGAACAACUCUGUAAAAAGAAAAAAACGUACGUUCAUUGAUGAGAAAACAAAACAAAAGUUAGAAGAGAAUUAUAAGCGGUUCGCUCAUCCCAGUAAAAUGGAAAUUAAAAGCAUUUCAACAGAAACCGAACUAACAUGUGAUGUAAGUAUUAACGAUAAGAAGAUUUCUGUCAACUACUAUGAUAUGACAAUUUACAGUAAUUCACUAGUGAGAAGUGAGAAUUCAGAGUGAAUUCAAAGUGAACUUCUGAUUUAAAGGGACACUAUAGUCACCAGAACCACUACAGCAUAAGUGGUUAUGGUGUCUAUAGCCUGUCCCUUCAGGCUUUUUAACGUAAACACUGCCUUUACAGGCAUACAAUACACACAAACACUACUACACACAUUGCAUCCACUACACAAACACACACUCUGCAUCCACUACACAAAUACAGAGGCUGCAUCCACUACACACUUUGCAUCCACUACAAAAACACACACUCUGCAUCCACUACACAAAUACAGAGGCUGCAUCCACUACACACUUUGCAUCCACUACACAAACACACACUCUGCAUCCACUACACAAAUACAGAGGCUGCAUCCACUACACACACUGCAAACUGCUUUGAUGGGCAUGGCUUUGCAAAGCACCCAUUUAAUCCCUGGACCCAGGCAGCACAAUGUCUUGGACCAGCCCUGAGUUAACUGAUAUAGUAAUCACAUUAUGGAGGUCACUUUAACAAUGUGUUCUAGAGAUUAGAAUACCAGUAUGCACAAUUUGGGUAAAAGAAGACUCUAUAAUUAAUGCCAGUUGGACUUAUCUCUAAUGAUGCCAUUUAAAUCAUAGUUUUGUAAGGAGUUUUUUUCUACACUACUAUUUUGGCCUUAAAUUUCCCUGCAAUCCCCUUUUCAAUUUUCACAAUUUCCACUUUAGUAAUUUGACCACAUGAUAGAAUCUUAAUUAGAAUCAUGCACAUAAGAUAAAUUCCCUUAUUGACCACUCAUUACUUUUAUUAUUUAAUAAUAGGUUGUUAAUACAUGGUUCUGUAACCGGCGUCAGCAGGAAAAGAAGGAACUGAACAAAUGCCUGAAAGAGGAAGCCGUAGCAUCUGGCAAUUGUGCUCAACCCAUUUCAACUCCUAACACAGGAACCUGUGCCAAGCCACCAGUGGCAGUACCACAACCCUGCCUAAUUGACAUGACUGGGUUAAAUCGUACACCUUAUAUGGCAAUAAAUGACCAAAACGAACAAUUUAUCCAACAUGCCAUGCAAAGUAUGCAUACUGGAAACUAUACUCAGUUAACCAUGUUAUAA